Molecule: messenger RNA, 2703 nt
Organism: Triplophysa rosa
Lineage: Eukaryota; Metazoa; Chordata; Actinopteri; Cypriniformes; Nemacheilidae
Gene: vps37ba
Product: VPS37B subunit of ESCRT-I a
Exons: 4
Coding region: 74-934 (286 amino acids)
Biological process (GO): protein targeting to vacuole; protein targeting to membrane; ubiquitin-dependent protein catabolic process via the multivesicular body sorting pathway
Cellular component (GO): ESCRT I complex
Source: RefSeq, a predicted model, not a curated record
CGGAACAGAAGCUCAGAGCAAUCGAGUGAUCCAGACUUGAGUCCGGAGUGUGAACGACGCUGCUGUGCCAGACAUGGCAGGCUUUGCGAACAAGUUGAGCUCUUACCCUAUCGUUCAGUUGAACGAACUUCUCGAAGACGACGAGAAGCUCAACAAAAUUAUCAGCGACAUGGAGGAGAUUAAAGGUGUACAACAGAACAAGGAGAUGACAUUGGCUACUAACCGUAUUCUGGCUGAACAGAACCUUGAACUCCAGCCCAGGCUAGACCACCAAAAAAAUGAGCUUACCAAACGCUACCGGUGCCUACAGGAGCAGUUUGAGGCAUAUCAGCUGCGCAAGUCCACUCUGGACCACAUGUCUGGAAACACUCCUUUGGACACAUUACUUGCACUCCUACAAGCGGAAGGGGCCAAAAUCGAGGAAGAAACUGAGAACAUGGCCGAUUCUUUCCUUGAUGGUGCUGCCCCCCUGGACACAUUCAUUGAUGAGUACCAGAGUAAGAGGAAGCUCGCGCACCUGCGCAGAGUGAAGAUCGAGAAGCUCCAGGAAAUGGUGCUGAAAGGACCCCAGAUGGCCCUGGCUGCACCUCAGCCUUCUCGUUCUCAGGACCUUCCCUGCACACCAGCUGUUCUCCAGGUCAAUGGUUCCCCCAUGCCGAUGCCCCGCCGGGCACCUCCUCUUCCCCCUUCUAAAGUUCCCCAAUCUCCCACUAUCCAGCAACCUGCAGCUGUCUCCUACCAACCCGUCUCCUACCAACCCGUCUCCCCGUUCCCCCCCACCUCUCCAUACCCCCCUAUCCCUCCCAGGGUCGGAAAUCCACCAUCAAGUCUUAAUCAGGGAUACCCCAGCAUAUACAUGCAGCAAUACCCCCCACCUUUGCCCCAGAGAACGCCACCACGCAUGGCACCCCAGCCAGGCUUCAUAAUGCAGUGAGGGGAGGGAUUACAGUCUGUGGAGAAGAAACAAUAUGUACACUGGACUUUCGUUCAAGCCGUUUGUAGGUCCUUCAAGCUGCAUGUUAUAUAAUAUUGUGCACCAGGAUGCCGAGAUGGAGUUUUGUCAUAUGUAAUAAAUUAACAUGACAAUUCUCCAAUCUUAAGGCCCAUCUACCACAGGACCUUCAGUUUGCACUUUAGACUUUUGUAUUUGAUCAGUCACGGCUGGUUGCAGAGUCAAUCUUUUCCUGCUCGGUCCUCUCUUCAGUAGAGGUAGAUCAAGUCAACUAAUUGCAUAGUCAAUUUAAGUUUUGCUGCAAAGGUUUUCUACAAAUAGUGAAGAUACUAAAAUUCCUGAACUAGAUCUGUUCAGUGAUGCAAGGCAUCUUGGUUAUUCGGUUAAAUAUGAAGACCUACAAUCCGAAUGCAAAUGAAAAAUUAUUCAAACUAAUAUGUCAGUUCAUCCACUUUAAUAUCGUCUGACAUUUCAUACCUGCAAAAGCUGCUUUAACAUUGACACAGGUGAUUCUUAUGCAAACAGACCGAGACUGAACUGUGCCACAUUUUUGGGGGGAGGAUGGGAUGCAAUUGGACAGAACGCAUUACAGUUAUUUUUAGUAAAUGAGUCAUGUGAGUGAACAUUUGUGAGGCAUAUCUUAUUAUCCUGCAUACUUAAACUGAUGCUCUAUGCAUAAUAUACCAUUUACUGUUUAUAUCCAACACAUUAUUCAUUCUUGGGCUUAUUUUUGCCGUCUGGUGUGAAGAGGACAAUUGAAGAAGGGCUUCCUUUCUAUAAACACUGUAUCUAAAUUGACAUUGACAAUAAUCUUUACAUAACAGCAAUAACAUUUUCAAACAUUUCCCAUGAAUCUGUUUUAUUUGGACUUUCUUGGAUCAUCAGGUAUGUCCAUCUUUUCUGUAUAUAUGUAUAUUAUGGUUGGCAUUGUCUGUGCACGUGUCUGAAAUAGCCACUUUGUGCCUACGUUGGGUAAGAUUAGGACUUGGUUGCUGUGGUGACCAGUGUGUUUUUUCCUUGCCUUCCCACGCAAUAACAAAUCACCCAAAUCUCCAGAAUUGCAUAAAGUCCUGUCUUUAAAAAAAAUAUGCUGUUUCUUCCAGGUACAUUUUACAAGUGUCCUUUUCCUCAGUGAUUGGUGUAUGUUGUAGAUAAUUCUGUUCUCGUAAUUACGUUCUCACACAUUCAGGUGGUUGACAUCAUAGAAACAGGAAGAGAAGAACUUGCUUUAAAUGUUGUCUUCUCUUUAAUCAUUGGUGCUGCAACAUUUAUCUGUCAUUAACAUUCAUUUAAUGACUUGAGCCAGAAGAUCUCUUGCAAUACAUCAAUAAACAGGCUCAGUUUGAAAAUAAUCAUGUCACGCUUGGCGAGCUUGGGUAUCUGUUUUGUUUAAAUGCACCAGAUCUAGUGGUAGAAACAUUUGAGUACUCCAUGGAUGAGGUUGUAUGUUGUAUAAUGUCUAAACAGUGACUUAAUACCUGUGAGCACUGUGUACUAAUGGGCUUACCAACCAUCUGGUAAAACAGCUUUUCCCCUUUUUUAGAGAUGUUUUUUUUGUGCUAGAAAUUAUUUUAAUGCCUAGAUUUGUAACUGGUUGCUUGGCUGAAUGCUGUUGGUGAUCUAAAUAGUGUUUUGCAUUCUUAUAAUGUAAAAUAUGCAGACCCUAAACUAGGCAUUGUUAAUUGAAAGUUAUAUAAAUAGUCAAUUGAACUGACAUUUAUAUUUUAAAUGUAAUAAAUUGUAUCCCAUCA